Messenger RNA from Ficedula albicollis (Collared flycatcher), 1558 nucleotides. RefSeq names its product transmembrane protein 154 (gene TMEM154). NCBI's taxonomy places the organism in Eukaryota, Metazoa, Chordata, Aves, Passeriformes, Muscicapidae. The record is from RefSeq and is a predicted model, not a curated record. Bases 40 to 669 code for a protein of 209 amino acids. The transcript is spliced from 6 exons.
GCAGCUCAAAUGCUCCCCGGCAGGAAGCAGGAAAUAUAGAUGUUUGGGUGCAGCAGGGAGCCUGCCGGAGCACCCCUCAGGUGGGAGUGCUGCCGGGGCAGCAUGUGGAGCCCCAGGCUCAUUACCUUGCUCUCUGCCCUGGCUCUCGCUGGAGGAUCUGCCGGCAAUGACACUGGAAAUGAUGGAUCAGGAGACGGAUUGACGAUCAUACCCACUUUUACAGCAACACAACUUCCUGCUUUGGGUCCUUCAACUGUGGAUGACCAUGAGCCAGUACUUGUAACUGCAAGCAUUACUGAAAGCAGCUUUGAAACACAGAGUUCUCCAAAUACCGAACUGAAUACUGAGAAUGAUGAGGACAGCCUAGAAGCGGAACAAUCUAUCUUGAUAUAUGUUGUCCCUGUGGCACUGCUGGUCCUGCUGAUUUUGUUGAUCACUUUUUUUGUAAUGCAUCAUAAAAGGAAAAAGUCCAAGCAAGAUGAGCUGGGAAGUGAAAAUGUAAAAAGCCCUAUUUUUGAAGAAGACACACCCUCUGUUAUGGAGAUAGAAAUGGAAGAGCUUGAUAAAUGGAUGAACAGCAUGAACAAAAAUGGUGACUGUGAAUGUUUGCCUACUGUAAGAGAAGAAGAAAAAGAAUCAAUCACCAACCCAAGUGAUGGUGAAUCAUGAAGUCCUCAGGACAGCAAAGAACUGGCUAAAGGGAUGCAGCACACAAACGAAUCAUCUCCCAGAUAUUGGAAGAAUUGCGUUUAAAUAUAAUUCAUCUCAAAAGACCAGAGAAGCAAAUGCUUUUGUUGUGUCCUGAUUCAUAAGGUCUUCAGAAAGGAAACAUCACCAAGGGAAAAGAAGAAAAGAAAAAAGAAAAUAAAAAAGAAAAUAAAAAGAGAAAAGCACUGUAGCAAGAUUAAGGACUGCUUUAAAUUCUUUUUGCAAUGGGAUUCAUCACAAAUCAAGAGAAACUUCUAUUUUACCCCUUCCAAAAUUUCUCAAAGUAGCCUAUGUUUCCAUCUAGUUCUGCAGUUGUGUAUUGGGCAGCACUUAAAACAAAUUCUUUUCCAGAUUUUGUGGGUUACUUUGUUUUGGUUGGUUUUGUGGUUGUUUGUUUCAGUAUCCAUAAUUCUGGACUGCCCUGGUUUGGUGGAUAUGAAGCUCAUGCCUAUGCAGUAUUUAUUUCUCAAUUUGCUUUUUCUAAUCUGUGCACUGAUUUGCACAGGACUGCUGUUGAGGAGGUACCAGGCUAGGACUGACAGACCAGCUCUGAGGACAGACAGGAGAUGAAAAACCUCUCAAAGAAAUAGCCAGAAGUAACUGCAGCCCACCGAGGGCAUGGACUCUGUAGAGUGCCUUUGGUUUUCAGAUAAAAGGCACUGUAGAAGUGAAAAGUAUUAUUUUGAGACUGCCUUUCAGUUUGUUAUCACCACAGAUGAAUGCCCCGGGCUAGGUCUCCCUCCCCAUGUAACUCUUCUCCCUGCCCAGGGCUGUUCUCUAAUCACCUACUUCAGGAAUAUCCAACUUAAAAAGCAUUUUUUUUUUUUUUUAAAUGAGUGAGAUCGAAAAA